This is a messenger RNA of Penicillium paradoxum, 999 nucleotides long. RefSeq lists its product as uncharacterized. Bases 1 to 999 code for a protein of 332 amino acids. The record is from RefSeq and is a predicted model, not a curated record. NCBI's taxonomy places the organism in Eukaryota, Fungi, Ascomycota, Eurotiomycetes, Eurotiales, Aspergillaceae. The transcript is spliced from 2 exons.
AUGGCUGAAGUUCAUGUCGACCCAGCCGUCUUCGCGAAAUCCGCCGGUAAAACAGUCCUGAUAACUGGUGCUGCGCGCGGUAUCGGAGCCGCAACGGCCAUCUUCUUUAACGACCACGGCGCGAAUGUCAUCCUUGCCGAUCUCCCUCAUCUCCAAGACAGCGCCGAAGAAGUAAUCAACAAGCAGAUACAGUUCCCAGAGCGAGCCAUAUUCGUGGCUGCCGAUAUAGUCAACUGGGCACAGCUGACAGCAUGUUUCGAAGCCGCAAUCUCUAAAUUUGGAAACCUCGACAUCGUCGUCGCUAAUGCGGGGAUCAUGGAAUCUAAAACUGUCCUUGAUCUGGACGUGGAUGAAGAUGGUCAUCUUCUUGAGAAUGAAGAGGCUGGAAGGGUAAUCGAUGUCAACAUCAAAGGAACAUUGAACAGUAAUCUUUCCUUCUAUACCUUCCUGCAAUUCCCAGAUCAUGGACAUACUAACAAGCAUGAAACAGCGCUCCGCUUGGGACUCCACUACAUGAAAUCCCCCCCAAAUACAGAACCUAAGCCAAACAAGUCGAUCUUGCUCGUUGGAUCCACUUCGAGCUACUUUGGCGGAACAGCAGUUACCGCGUACAUCGCCUCAAAACAUGCCAUGCUAGGGCUUUUGCGCGCGUGCCAGCGUGUGGCGUGUGGGCACGGUAUCCGUGUGAAUGGUGUCGCGCCGUUCCUGACACCGACGCACAUCACGGCUGGCUUUUCAGAUUUAUGGAUUGAGUCCGGUCUGGAGACGAAUACACUGGAGCGGGUUGCUGAGACUAUUGCGCUUGUUGCUUUGGACACAGCGAGGCAGGGGGAUUGUGUCCUGGUCGCUGGAAGAUAUCGUCUAGAGCUUGAGAAGGCUAUGGUAAGGCUCUUGCCGUUGUGGUUGGGGGAAGACCUUGGUGGGUUUAUGGGCUAUGCUAUGCAAUUCCUUGCUAAUAUUGGGGGGUAUGUUUUGCCCAAGAGGGAUGAGCCGGAGUGA